Molecule: messenger RNA, 738 nt
Organism: Penicillium alfredii
Lineage: Eukaryota; Fungi; Ascomycota; Eurotiomycetes; Eurotiales; Aspergillaceae
Exons: 1
Coding region: 1-738 (245 amino acids)
Source: RefSeq, a predicted model, not a curated record
AUGCAUCCUCUCACAUCUCUCCGCCCACCCCGAAUCCCAGGCCUCCCAAGCCUCCGCAAUCUCCUAGCACCACACGGACCUAGUCGCCUCGCACGGCAACGCAGCCUACACAACCAAGCCAGCACACACAAACUGCACUCGACACUAAGUCACAAUACACCAGCAUACACAACUGGAAGACUACUCACCACCACUACAACCACCACCAGUAACUUGCUAACCCAGCAACGCCAACACCACCACCCACAAGCCAUCUUCUUCCCACCAACCCCCCACGCAAAACGACCCUUCGGCGACCUCAAAGCCACCGGCGGCAAAGCCGAAGCAGACCUACUCGUCGAGGAGCUCCAGGAGCUGUACGAGGUCGCGACGGACGAGUUCGAGAUCGCCACCGACAGCACCGACGCCGCGACCAUCUACGCUGCGUCGGAUCGGGAGUCGGCGCGGGAUGCGCUGAAUCAGCUGUGUGCUGUAUAUGGCAUGUACAGCUCUGCUCCUUCUACUUCUUCUUCUUCGUCGUCGUCGCCGUCGUCGGCUGCCAAUCCCCAUACUGUUGUUACGGAAGGCCAGGCCGAGGCCGAGGGGUCCGGUGAGGGUCCUCCUUUUGUCGAGACGAAUUAUGAUCCCGCGCAGGUUUCGCAGGCUGUUAGGGAUGAGGUGCGGAAGAGAGUUGGGCAGCGGGUGAGGGAGUUGAAGAAUGCUGUUGAGGUUUUGGAGGAGAAGGCUAAGGCUGAUUAG